Helianthus annuus (common sunflower) is the source of this 1516-nucleotide messenger RNA. Its product is annotated as protein TAB2 homolog, chloroplastic. Bases 178 to 1299 code for a protein of 373 amino acids. Gene Ontology annotation, molecular function: RNA binding. NCBI's taxonomy places the organism in Eukaryota, Viridiplantae, Streptophyta, Magnoliopsida, Asterales, Asteraceae. The record is from RefSeq and is a predicted model, not a curated record. The transcript has 5 exons.
AAAUCUUAAAGUAUUUAAUUUUUGCGUAAUACAAAAUUCUCCGCUAGUUGCUGAAAAUACCGGCCUCCUUAUCCAACAACACCUGGCUACUGUUCCAAACGAUGAACCCGACUUGUGGCCGAUAACCAACGCCAUGAACUGACUCCCUCCCUCCCUCCACCCAUUUCCCUCAACUCCAUGACUAGCCUCACCACCAUUCGCAUGGCUACUCUCACCAUCAACAACACCACCACAAGAAUCAAACUCCCAUUUCACUCCAUCAAAACCCCACCUCCCUUCUUCACAAAAUUACCCAUUCGACCCCUCACUGUUCGACCCAAUUCGCUUUCCGAAAGCUCGGUUUCAUUGCCCGUAGGACCGGUUGAUGCUGCUGAAGAAGAAGUUGAUGAUCCCACUGCAGAAUUGAGUUAUCUUGACCCGGAAACCGACCCGGAGAGUGUUACAGAAUGGGAGUUGGAUUUUUGCUCCAGACCUAUACUGGAUAUUAGAGGGAAGAAGAUUUGGGAGCUUGUAGCUUGUGAUAGUUCUUUAUCUCUUCAGUAUACUAAGUAUUUUCCUAAUAAUGUUAUUAAUAGUGUUACUUUGAAGGAUGCAAUUGUGUCCAUUUGUGAUGAGUUGGAUGUGCCUAUACCCGAUAAAAUCCGAUUCUUCAGGUCACAGAUGCAGACCAUUAUCACUAGAGCCUGUAAAGAGCUCGGUAUUAAACCGAUUCCUAGCAAACGGUGUCUGUCUCUCCUUCUUUGGCUGGAAGAACGGUAUGAAACGGUAUAUAAACGGCAUCCUGGUUUCCAGAAAGGAUCUAAACCUCUUCUUGCACUCGAUAACCCUUUUCCAAUGGAUCUUCCCGACACUUUGUAUGGAGAAAAAUGGGCUUUUGUUCAGUUACCUUUUUCAGAUGUUAAGAAGGAGCUAGAGACGCUAGAAAAAUCAUUUGCCUUUGGUGCAACUCUGGAUUUGGAUUUACUGGGGAUAGAAAUCGAUGACAAUACGCUGAUUCCUGGAUUAGCUGUUGCAUCUUCACGGGCAAGGCCGUUGGCAGCUUGGAUGAACGGUUUAGAAGUGUGUUCAGUUGAAGCUGACUUGGCCCGUGCUAAUUUGGUACUAUCUGUCGGUAUUUCGACCCGUUAUGUUUAUGCCUCGUAUAAGAAAUCACCCGUGACUACAAGCGAGGCUGAAGCUUGGGAAGCUGCAAAGAAAACAAGCGGAGGUUUACAUUUUCUAGCAAUCCAAGAUAGCUUAGAUUCUGAUGAUUGUGUGGGGUUUUGGUUGUUAUUGGACCUGCCACCAUCACCUGUGUAAUUUUUAAGUAACGUGAGUACAUAAUGUGCUCGUCGACGAAAGCUCUCUAUUAAGUUUCGUGCCAUCUACUUAAAUGACUUGUAUUGUACAUACCAUGAUGAGCACUGGUUCGACCUCUGAAUGGGUCAAAUUGGAAUCUGAUCACUGCAUUUGAAUGAGCAGUUGGGUUAUCAUAUAGCUGUGUAUCAAAACUGCAGAAAUCAACCUUUAUGUUAUA